UUGCUUCAGCGAUUUCUCAUUCUUCUCAGCCUCUAUUCUUUCCCGAAUCUCUCUCUCUCUCUCUCUCUCUCUGCAUGCUACCGUUGAUUUACUACUCAGAAGCUUAUAUACCUAUUCAUCUCCUAUGAAGUUUUGUGUUGUUGUUGACUGCAACUUUCUAUAUACAUGUUUUAGAAUUUGCUUAUUCGAGAAUGGGCAGGAGAUUAGUCUACCUUUCUGUUUUUUUUUUAUAUUUUUAAGCAGGGAAAUCUCUCUCUCUCUCUCUCUCUCUCUCUCUCUCUGAGAGUGUGUGUAUGUCAAAUUCUGGAUGUGUUUAUAUGAAUGGUGAACUGAAGAUGAAAGAAGAUAUAAGAAAGGAAGGUUUUUCAUUCUCCCCUGUUCUAAGUUUCUUUUAGUCUUUGGUUUAAGACUUUAAGUGUCCUUUUAAGAGUGGAUAUUGGUGAGUGGAAUCAAAGAGGUACCCCAAUUUUCUAUAGUUUCAGCAAUAACAGAUCAAGCCUUAGUUAGCUGGUCCAACAAUUUGAUGGGAAUAAAUGUGUCUUGAAGUUUUGACAAGCGGAGGAUGAUCCAGAAUUCUGUGAUCAACGAUAUAAGCGUACUACUUAGGAAUAAGGACUAGCUUAAUAGAUUCAAUGGCAUGUAAAUUAAUAGCCUUUUCUUUAUUUGACUGGGAGUUCCACCAUCAAAUUCCGUCAAGAGCAAGAAAUCUGUUGGGGCCUAGAAUUAAGUGUAACAAUGCAUUUUACAAAACGGUGGUAGAUUGAGAAUGCUUACGAACCAAAAACCAACAUCACGUUUAACUAAUGGCAUCUUUUUUAACUUCGAUAGACUUAAUGACUUUGUAGUAACGCAUAUGAUCCUACACUUAGUAGUAGUAUGAUAAAUCCUCAUCAACGAGCAGAAAAAAUGUCGGACAGACAAUGCAUUCAAAACUUCUAAAAUGAAGACAGCAUGAAAGACGCAAGUAAAUAGGAUUAUACACAUAAUUCUCUUUUCAUUCUAAUUUAAACUUGGAGAUGAACAUGUGCAAACAACAUUUUAGAUGAAUAGGACAUAAGAAAUACAUUUUUGUGCUGGGUGUCACCAUAUGAGAGAUGAGGGCAGUCAGUUUGACAACAGGAGGUGUAUGAAUAAAUUAAUUGCAUGGACGUGUGAGAUGCUAUUUAUUUUGUUGCGGGACUUUACACUUUAAUGCACCUUCUAAACAUAUGGAUACUUGAAAUUGUUAUAUUUUCAUCAUCUUAGUUUCAGUUAUUUGAACCUUAUGGGCUCAUAAAUCUUUUAGGCCCUUUACUUCUCUAGAUUAUAAUCUGCAGACAAUUCCACCAUUUAGCACCUAGACAUUUCUAGAUUCUUCCCAUGUAGGGAUUCUUCCUUUCGUGAUCUUCUUGUUAUCUAUAUACUUAUCUAUGUAUUUCAUACGAGGGUGAUUAGAUGAUGUCUUACAUUAGCAGGAAAAACUAAAUAACACAAUGUGGGAAUGAAACCGAAGGGCAUUCCCUCUCAUUGGCAAAUGCAAAGGCAAGGUCUGGUUUAUUCUCAAGAGCCAUUUGCCUUUGCAAAGGCUUCUGUUCAAUUGCACUAUUCAAGGUUCAGUCAUGCAAGAACUUGUUGGCUUGAUGAAGGAAGCAGGAGACGAACUAAAAUUUUAUUGUUAAGCACAUCCACUGUUUUCCCUCUCAGAGAUAGCAAGAAACUGAAAAUGCUAAGCAAUUGUUCAUUCCAUGGUGGAGGUUAUGAAGGACUGAAAGAUUUAAAUAAAAUGGAACCAUGUGAAGUAGAUGAAGAUGAUAGUAUUUGCCCUGUUGAAUGUGUGAGAGAAUUCAAGACAGAUGCAGAGUUUUCUAGAAUAUUAGAGAAGGCAAAAGCUACUGAUUCUCUUGUUGUUGUUGAUUUCUACCGAACAUCAUGCGGAAGCUGCAAGUACAUAGAACAGGGGUUCUCAAAACUAUGUAAAGGGUCUGGAGGCAGAGAUGAUUCAGUUAUCUUUUUGAAGCAUAAUGUUAUUGAUGAGUAUGAUGAGGAAUCAGAGGUUGCUGAACGACUUAAGAUCAGGGAAUCACCCUGCUGCUGCUAUGCAUGUGACUUCAGGGACGUUCAUAAUUACACAAGAACAUGGAACUUCUGAAGAAGGAAAAGAAUAUUAAGUCUGCCUACUUAUAACGCCAAUAGAAAAUUGUAUUACCUUCUUUCUUUUCUUUCUUUUUCCCAUCCUUUUUCAUGAUCCCACAUUUCAUUUUAUUUCCUCCUAGCUAAGAAACUUGUUCUCAGUCCCUCUUUUCUUAAAUACAAUUUUCCUUUUUUCCAAGCUAGCGAAGGAUGUCAUUCACCAAGUUGCAGUUUUUGUGACGAUGUGGAUGAAAUGGAAGAAAUACGUUGUGCUGAUAGCUUUUUAUUUCAUGUUGGAUUGUCUGACUGAAACAAUUAAACCUUAAAGUAGGUUUUUCAGUUCUUUGAAGGAUGUUUCACACUUCAAAUAUAUGAUCCAAUAUUGUUUCUGACCUUGAAAUGCUUUCAAUAUUAUGUAAUGAGGAUGUACCUUUCAUGGAUCAAUUAAGUUUGGUCGAAGUAUUUUCCUUUGCUCCUAACUGAUUAACCAUCCUUUCCUGUUCCUUCUUCAUGUUAUUUGUCUUUGUCA
Nymphaea colorata (pocket water lily) is the source of this 2638-nucleotide messenger RNA. Its product is annotated as thioredoxin-like 4, chloroplastic. The coding region runs from base 1481 to 2128 and encodes 215 amino acids. The record is from RefSeq and is a predicted model, not a curated record. NCBI's taxonomy places the organism in Eukaryota, Viridiplantae, Streptophyta, Magnoliopsida, Nymphaeales, Nymphaeaceae. The transcript is spliced from 4 exons. Gene Ontology annotation, cellular component: chloroplast.